Molecule: messenger RNA, 3189 nt
Organism: Argiope bruennichi
Lineage: Eukaryota; Metazoa; Arthropoda; Arachnida; Araneae; Araneidae
Exons: 4
Coding region: 1-3189 (1062 amino acids)
Biological process (GO): DNA integration
Molecular function (GO): nucleic acid binding
Source: RefSeq, a predicted model, not a curated record
AUGUAUACUAGAGUUGAGUGCUGUGAGGAGGAAAAGUUAUCAGAUUUGUUGUAUAAUUGGUUUCAAUUGGAAAGUCAAGGAAUUAGCGAUUCGCCUUCAGGGAGGAGUGAAAGCGACGAAAAAAUAAUUCAGAGGUUUGAGGAAAACUUGCGUUUUAAGAAUGGCCGUUACGUUACGGGUCUCCUGUGGAAGCGCGAUCCAGUGGAUUUGAAGGACAAUUUUCAUUUGGCUAAACGGCAAUUGGAUAGAUUGCAAAGAGAAUUGGAAAGUGAUAGUUUUAUUCGUAACCAAUUCGAGGAAAUAAUUAAAUUCCAGAGGGAAAAUAAUAGAGUCGAGGAUUGUGCCGAAGGUGACGCGGGGUACUUCAUGCCGUAUAGGAGCGUGGUCAGGAAAGAUAAAAGCACUACGCAGGUUCGAUUGGUAUUUAAUUGUUCAAGUUCUAAGAGAGGCGAUUUGUCAUUAAAUGAUUAUUUGGAACAAGGCCCUAAUUUGAAUCCCAGUCUAUUGGAUGUCCUUUUGAAAUUUAGAAUAUUUGAAGUAGUUUUUUGUGGAGAUAUAGAAAAGGCUUUUUUGAUGAUUGGAGUGGCUGAACAAGAUCGUCGUUAUUUAAGGGUUUUGUGGAAUACGAAUGAUAAAGACCGAGAAUAUGUGGUGUUGCAAAUGAGUCGCGUUUUGUUUGGAAGUAGAUGCUCACCAUUUUUGUUGCGAGCCACAAUCAGAUAUCAUGUUAGAAAAUAUCUCGAAAGAUACCCGGAUUGUGUCGACAUGUUGGACAACGCAUUAUAUGCUGAUGACUUGUGUUACGGCGCUGAGACGGUUCAAAAAGCUUUCAGCUUGUCUUCAGGUGCAGUUACUAUCUUGAAAGAUGCAGGGUUUAACUUGAGAAAGCUAUGCACGAAUUCUAAGGAGUUGUGGACAUUGUGGAUUCAAAAUGGAUUAAGUGAUGGUGUUGGGUCUGAGCAAGAUUCUAAGUUGAAGGUUUUGGGUUUAGUGUGGGAUUUAAAGGAGGAUUGUUUGGGGGUUGAUGUUGUGCCUUUGUUGAAUAGCUUGGAGUCGGUAAGGAAUACAAAGCGGUCUGUGUUGAGUGUUGUUGCUAGGGUAUUCGAUCCUUUGGGUUUUAUUAGUCCGUUUGUUGUGCGUGUUAAGAAACUUGUACAGGAAAUUUGGGAAAGAGGUAUUGAUUGGGACUCAGAGUUGCCAGAUGAUUUGAGAAAUAAGUGGGAGAGGUGGUGUUGUGAAAUUGCAUAUGGAGCAUUUGCGUAUUUUCGGUGGGAAACUUCAUCGGGUGAGGUUGGAGCGUACUUUGUCAUGGCGAAAAGUAGAUUAGCACCUUUGAAAAAAUUGAGCUUACCUAGAUUAGAGUUGAUGGGAGCAUUGGUUGGUGCUAGAUUGUGUAAACAUUUAUCGGUGGUUUUUAAGAAUUGGGUUAAAAGAGUUGUUAUGUGGACGGAUUCUGAGAUUUGUUUGCAUUGGAUUAAGAGUUCAGCGUCGGAAUGGAAACAGUUUGUGGCAAAUAGAGUCGUUGAAAUUCAGAAUUGUUUAGUUCCUGAUAGGUGGUUCCACUGCCCAGGUGUGGAGAACCCAGCUGAUCGGUUGACCAGAGGAGUGUCGGCGGGAUCACUAAAAAACGAUGAUAUAUGGUGGAGUGGACCUCGAUGGUUGAAAGCACCGCAGAGCGACUGGCCUCAACAAAAACUCAGAGUUCAAGACGAGAGUAUACCUGAGAAAAAGAUCGUUGUACACACUACGAUUGUUAAGGAUGAUCCAUUGAUUGACAUUUCCAGAUUUAGUAGUCUUAACAAGCUGCUGAGAGUUAUUGCCUAUGUGUUGCGGUUUCUUGGGAAACUUGGAGGAAGAAGCAGACAGAGAGGUCCGUUGGUGGCGGUGGAGAUGAGCGAAGCAGAAGAAUUUUGGGACGGUCUUCUUCGUGUAAAAGGACGUUUAGAACAGAGCGAGUUGACGCAGGAAGAAAAGCACCCAAUACUUCUGCCCAAGUCUAAAUAUACCGAUCUCUUGAUACUACAUGAACACAAUCGAGGGUUCCAUUUAGGUGUGAUAGCUACUUUAUCCAGAGUAAGGAAAAGAUUCUGGAUACCAAGAGGACGACAAUCAGUGAAAAGUGUUUUAAAUGGUUGUCUUGUGUGCCGCAAAUACAAUGCAAAACCUGCAAGACAACAGACGGGACAAUUGCCUAAAGACAGGAUAGUUGCUUGCCCUCCGUUCACUACUGUAGGUACAGAUUUUACAGGAUCUAUAACUGUGAGGACUACCUCAGGUGCUCUACAGAAGGUGUAUAUUGUGGUUUUCACAUGUGCUGUGACUCGAGCAGUUCACCUUGAAGUGGUUUCUAAUAUGAGCGUUAGAAGUUUCAUUCUAUCGUUGCACCGGUUUAUGGCUCGAAGAGGUGGCGUAAAGAUAUUUUAUUCUGAUAACGCUAAGACUUUUCGAAGCUCAUGUGAAAUCCUUAAGCAGUUCAAAAACAUAAUAAGACAACCCGAGCUGAAGAGUUUUAUUGCUUCUGAAGGUAUAUCCUGGAAGUUUAUUCCGGAGCGUUCUCCAUGGUGGGGAGGCUUCUGGGAACGAUUGUUGCGAAGUAUUACAGAACCACUGAGAAAGACGCUUGGAAGAACAUUGUUGACUUUGGAGGAAUUGUCAACUGUCCUUACAGAGAUGGAAUGCGUGAUCAACAAUCGACCGAUUACGUACGAAAGUGAUGAGUUGGAUGAACCAAGAGCUCUUGCGCCUUCACAUUUCUUGCUUCCUGGACAACGAGAACCUGGAUUUGUACCAGAAUACUUUUUGGACUUGUUUGAAUCUGCAUCGGAUCGUGUGACCUUGAGCAGACGUAAACUUCUCCAGACUAGACUUUUGAAGGAACUUUGGCUUAAAUGGAAGGAACAGUAUUUGUUAAUGCUAAAGAGUGCGCAUAAUCUUGCGAAUCCAUCGUCUUACAACAAUCUAAAAAUUGGAGAUAUCGUCUUGGUUGAAGGUGCAUCUAAAUCAAAAUUGCUCUGGGAGAUGGGAGUGAUACAAGAGCUAAUCAUGGGAAGAGAUGGACUUCUACGAGCAUGCAUAGUGAAAACGUCAAAAGGUAAAUUGAGAAGAGCAGUCGUUGUACCCUUUAGAAAUGUAAGGAAAGUGUACACUGUCGUGUACAGGUGGGGAGGAUGUUGGGAAAUGAGCCACUAG